AAUUCUCAUUCACUGUUCGGUCGUACUACUACGUUGAGGUGGCAAGAGAGUCGGUAGUUAUUUCUUGCUACGAAGAGUCUGUUUUGGCGUGCGGCAAUGUCUUACAGGCAUGUCAAUGGAGGCGAUGAGGACUUUGAAGACAAUUCAAACGAUAGCCCUCACGGUCUUCUGGCCUCUCGCUCGAGGAUUACUGCAAUACACCCAGACCUGGCCAUUAGACCUUCUGUAUACUACGAAGAAGGCUCCUUCGACGCGCCUUCCUCUGACGAAAGCGAGGGUCUCAUUGAGAAGCAGGGUCGUGCUCUUUCGGACGACACGAAUGUCUUCGGUGACACGGAGCCGGGAAACGGCUUGCUGGUAGGAGGGAACAAAAGGCCCGCUAGUCUAAAGUACCUUAUCAUCUCUCUAGCAUCGCUGGUUUUUCUUUCUGCCUCAAUUGGACUGUUUGCUGCGACAUCUCUCUACAAUGGACAAACCUAUCGACUACCAGGUGCCAGGAAAUUUUCCUUGGACCAUAUAUUUAACGGAACAUUCAGUGCUUCGGGGGAGAAUGUGAACUGGGUUCCAGAAGCCGGCGAUGGAGUUUUCUCUAUCUUCCAGAAUGGCCAGAUUCAGCUUGUUGACCUGAAAAAUAAUAGAACGACUAACCUUGUUUCCAUGAUGGAUAUUAAGGACGAUGAGGGGAACAUUAUUUACUGGACAGAUUGGAAGCUUUCGCCGGAUAUGACGUAUAUUCUGGUGAAGGCCGACCAUCUUAAGCAAUGGCGUUAUUCGAGCUUUGGCAAUUACUACGUGCAUAAUCUGAACACUAAAGUGACAUACCCAUUGGUGCCGCCUACUCAUCCCCCAGUCACUGCUUAUGCCACCUGGUCCCCGACUGGGCAAUCCAUCGCGUUCGUUGCUGCCAACGAUAUAUACGUGCUCCCAUCUCCGUCUGCUUCUACGUCUCCCAUUCGUGUCACUAGCUCGGGGAAUACAUCUUUAUUUAAUGGCGUGCCUGAUUGGAUAUACGAAGAAGAGGUUUUGUCGAAAGACUACGCGCUGUGGUGGUCUCCCGACUCGAGCAAGAUUGCUUUUCUACGUCUCGAUGAAACCGAAGUUGACGAAUUUCGGUUCCCGAUCUACAACCCCACAGAUGAUUCUUAUACUGUCGUUCCAUAUACCCAAGAUGUCGUCAUCAAAUACCCCAAACCAGGCUACAGCAACCCUCUUGCUUCCGUGCAUGUUUUCGAUGUCGCACAGUACGAACGAUCUGAAACAUCUUCGGACUCAACCGGCGAAAUCUAUACUUCCGAGCUCAGUUGGGAGGGUCGCUUCCCUGUAGUUAACAGUAUUAUCAUGGAUGUCACCUGGGUGGGUCAAUCGACGCUCAUUGUUAAGGAGGUUACUCGCGCUGCAGACAAUGGUAGCGUCGUGUACUUCGACUUGACAAACAUGGGAAUUGCGGACAUCGUGUACGGAACGGUAGUCCGAAGGCUUGGUAGUGAUGGUGAGGAAGGUGAUGAGGGCUGGAUUCAAAGCGCCCAAAAUGUUUUCCCUCUUCCGGACAGCCUGCGUUCAGGGGAUUCAUCUGCCUAUCUUGAUAUUGUACCAAACGACGGCUACAACCAUAUUGCUCUUUUCGAUCCUGCCGAGAGUAAUACUCCACGUUUCCUCACUUCCGGCCCAUGGGAAGUUACAGGGGGCAUUAAAGCAGUAGAUACGCAAAGAGGAUUGAUAUAUUUCCAAGCCGCACGAUCAUCAAUUCAACGUCACAUCUAUUCAAUCCCCAUUUCACCAUUAGUUUCAGAAUACGUGGAGCCAAUCUCGCUUACAGAUGAAUCAACACCCUCUUCAUACAGUGCUAGCUUUUCACCUGAAGCCGGAUUUUAUCUUCUUAAUUAUAAGGGACCAGCUGUACCAUGGCAGCGAAUUGUCGAUGUUAGCAAUAGUGAUUUCGAUUAUUUUCUGACGGACAACUCUGCAUUAAAUGCCACGCUAACUGAAUUUGAAACUGCCGCCGUCACAUAUUCGACGAUAGACAGUGAUGGCUUUGAGCUAAACGUAAAGGAAAUGCGCCCUCCUCACAUGGAUGACUCAGGGCGGACGAAGUACCCAGUCUUAUUCCUCGUGUACGGUGGGCCAGAGAGUCAGAAGGUCGAUGUCGAGUACAAAAGAGACUGGCAUGACUAUCUCGUUUGCACACUUCAGUAUGUCGUCGUCGUCGUGGACGGUCGGGGGACUGGAUUCAAGGGGCGGCACCUGCGCAACCCAGUAAGGAAUAAUCUUGGCUUCUGGGAGACCCAGGACCAAAUCAAUGCUGCACGCAUCUGGGCUGGGAAAGACUAUGUUGACCCGAAACGUAUCGGAAUUUGGGGAUGGUCUUAUGGCGGGUUCAUGGCUUCCAAGGUUGCUGAAGCAAAUGCCGGUAUUCACACUUUGGCCAUGGCCGUUGCUCCUGUGACCAGUUGGAGGCUAUAUGAUUCUAUUUAUACCGAACGGUACAUGGGCUUGCCUGACAAUAAUCCUGGAGGAUAUAUCAACGCCUCCGUUUCACAUGUAGAGGGCUUCAAGAGCAUAGACUAUCUGCUCGCCCAUGGCAGCGGAGAUGACAAUGUCCACUAUGCAAACACAGCUCACUUGUUGGAUAUGUUCACAGAAGCCCAAGUCAGAAACUUCCGUUUCAGGAUGUUCACAGACAGCGAUCACUCGAUUACUCGCAGAGGUGCGUUUAGAGAAAUUUACGAGUAUAUGGCUCUGUUCCUUGUUGAAAAGUGGGGGAAAGGUGGCCGGCGACGGGGUUGGUAAUUGGAUAGUCAACGUAUGUGCAAUGUGAAUAGAUCUUCGGUUUUCGUAAAUUUUCAC
Molecule: messenger RNA, 2844 nt
Organism: Suillus plorans
Lineage: Eukaryota; Fungi; Basidiomycota; Agaricomycetes; Boletales; Suillaceae
Product: dipeptidyl aminopeptidase
Exons: 15
Coding region: 97-2787 (896 amino acids)
Biological process (GO): proteolysis
Molecular function (GO): dipeptidyl-peptidase activity; serine-type endopeptidase activity
Source: RefSeq, a predicted model, not a curated record